Emiliania huxleyi CCMP1516 is the source of this 1290-nucleotide messenger RNA. RefSeq lists its product as hypothetical. The record is from RefSeq and is a predicted model, not a curated record. Gene Ontology annotation, molecular function: histone binding. Gene Ontology annotation, biological process: DNA replication-dependent chromatin assembly; CENP-A containing chromatin assembly. The coding region runs from base 1 to 1290 and encodes 429 amino acids. The transcript has 7 exons. Gene Ontology annotation, cellular component: nucleoplasm. NCBI's taxonomy places the organism in Eukaryota, Haptophyta, Isochrysidales, Noelaerhabdaceae.
AUGCUCUCCCUCCGCCUCCGCCUUCCCAACGGGCCGUCGACGGCGCUGACCCUCUCGAGCGGCUUCCCGCCGGCACCGCUCGUGCUCAACGACAGCGACCCGAUCCGCGGCACGCUCCGCAACAUGGACACGGUGGUGGUCGCGGUGGGCGCCUCGGGUGGUGGCGGCGGCGGCAAGAAGAGGGCGGCGGCCGCGCUGCAGCUCAGCUCAGAGGACGGGAUUGGCUCGUCGCUGCUCGACGCCGUGAGCGGCCGCGGCGGGGACGACCCAGCGGCGGCGUUUCUCAAGGCGGCGUCGCAGUCGGCGCUCGCGCACCACGUGGCCGAGGUGACCGCCACGGAGCGGUACCACGCGGCGCUGGGAGGCCACUUUGAGAUCGAGGUGCUCGAGUCGCGUCGGCUCGACGGCGAGCCGACUGAGGCGGUCGCCACGUACAAGGUCGGCCGCAAGACCAAGCGGGAGCCGUUCGGGCUGCUCGCCCUCCCCGAGCUGCGCGGCGUCGUGCUGGCGGUGCUCGAGCAGCUGCAGACGGACCAGAGCAGCGCGAGCGUCGAGUUGCUCAAGCCCUUCAAGAUGGCGCACGUCUCCCCGCGUGUGUUUUGGAACAUGGGUUGGGAGGCGCGCGGGCGGCGGGCGAUGCUGCGCGAGGGCGAGUACGACUACGCGUGCAGCUGCCUCAACCGCGCGCUCGGGCUGCGCAUCGAAGCGGCGUCCGGCGACCACUCGAGCCCAUCGCUGGCGGAGCCAUGGUACUUGCACGGCUCCGCGCUGCUCCGGCGCGCUCAAGCGAUGUUGCCCGAGACUGUAGGCGCCGCCGACGGGACUGUGGAGCUCGACAAGGCGGAGCUCGACGAGGCGCUCGAGGCGGCGAGGGAGGGGCGCACGUUGGCGCAGGAGGCGGAGCUGGUCAUCGAGGCCGCAUGGGAGGCGCUCGAGAUGAGCGCGGCGCUGCACGCGCGGCAAGAGGGCCACGAGCUGCAGUGCGCCGAGGCGCACGAGCGGCUUGGCGACGCGUCGCUGCAGAAUGAGCAGCCCGAGCGCGCGCUGCAGGAGUACUGCCAGGCGCGCGACUUGCUCUGCACGCUGCGCGAGGGGGGCACCCUACCGCCGCACGACCGCCGCCUCGCCGACGUUGAGUUCUACCUCGGCGUGACCAACCUGCAGCUGGGCGCGCUCGACGAGGCCAAGGCGCACUACAGGCAGGCGGCCGCGACGCUGCGCUUGCGCCGCGCGACUCUGCUGCGCGCGAGACGGAUCGAAGAGCUGGUGGGGCACGUUGGCGGGGUCUAG